AUGUGGCCUUUCACGGCAUACCCCGAAGUUACAGCGGCUCAGGUCAGCGGAAAGACCUACGAUUACGUUAUAGUCGGAGGUGGCACUGCGGGCUGUGUUUUGGCCUCGCGAUUGUCAGAGGAUCCUAAUGUCUCCGUCCUCGUCCUUGAGAAAGGAUACGUCAAGGACAACUUUGCUCAGACCACCCGCUUUUCCGAGCCCAUCCGUAGUGUAAACGGACGCAGGAACCAAAUCAUCACGGCUGAAGGCAUCGGCGGAGCUACGAGAAUCAACUCCAUGCUCUGGACAAGAGGCGUCCCUGGAGGCUAUGAGGAGUGGGCUACAACACUUGGCCUUGACGAAUGGGCAUGGGACAAAGUCGAGCCUUGCUUUCGCAAGUUAGAGAAUGCGCUUUGUCACCCCGAUUCGCCGGAGAGAGGGCAUGACGGACUCAUCCCUCUUCAACACAAGGCCUGGGGCUUCAAGUGGCCAGCAUAUGUUGACCGAUCCGCGAGAAAGCUUGGACUGCCCGUGGGCCAAGAUUGUAACAGUCCUUCUACCCCAAGCAUGGGACUCUUCAACGUGGAUAUGGCCAUCCAUCCCAAUGGGCAGAGGGCUUCUGCAUAUAACACAUACCUCGAUAAGAAACUGGCUCUCAGCAGACAACAGCAUCUCACGGUUUGUGCCGGUGUGGUUGUUUCAAAGCUGGACGUGGAUGAGGACACCGGUCUCGUCCGUGGUGUUCAUAUCCAAAGUAUCGACAAGGGCGCGCAAGAUACUGCAUAUGUGCAGGCGAGGCGUGAAGUAAUUAUUUGCUCAGGUGCCAUUUGCACGCCUCAGAUCCUGCUAUUAAGCGGCGUCGGUCCAAAGAGCCAGCUUGAUGAUUUGAAGAUCCCUCUGAAGAAGGAUUUGCCGGUUGGUGCCAGUUUACAGGAUCAUUCCAGUUGCGCCAUCAUGCUCGAAUUGCCCAAAUCAGAGACCCUCAGUUUACUUGAGUCCAUCUCCAGCCUCUGGCACCUCCUGCUCUUCAUAUUAUUUGGAAAAGGCUUGAUGGGUGCAAGCUCCACCCCUAAAACGGCUUUUGUUUGCUCAGCUGCCCUCGAUGAGAAGACAAUGCAGGUCGACAACUUCGAAGUUUUCGCUGACGCCUCAAAGCCCACCAAUAUUCCUGACACGGAGAUCAUGGUGCACCCCGUGAACAGUCUGGGAAGGCCGGUACCAGGACACUCACUGCUCACCUUCUAUACCACCCUUGUACAGCCCAAGUCCGUGGGUAGCGUCGAGCUUGUGAACAGGGAUCCCCUCGCCAACCCACGUAUCCAUCAUCCCAUGUUCGAUGACCCACAGGACAUGAUAACAUUCAGAAAAGGCAUCCGAUUCUCCAUGAAGUUGGCGGAAGAAUUUCUCAACUCUGGCUAUCCCCACCCUGCCUCAAUUGCAUUUGCUCCCGGUGCAAAUCCAGAAUUGCUGGCCGCGUGGGAGAAGGAGGCGCCAAGCAGCGAUUCACCUGCAGUGCCACCACCAGCCCCUGGGCUGACUUUCAGCCAAGGGGCUGGUAAUUUAUCUGUCAAGAAUGCCCAGAGCCCUGCUGACAACAAAACAUGGAAGACUGUCUCCGACGACGAGAUUGACGACUAUGUCCGGCGGGUUAGCAUGGGCAGCCUUCAUUCCUCGUGCACUUGUCCAAUGUCGAGGGAUGAGACGUCUGGAGUUGUGGACCAGUAUCUCCGCGUCCACGGUUUCAAGAACCUGAGGAUUGCUGAUGCGAGUGUGUUCCCAAAGAUCCCCAGUGGUCACACCAUGGCCCCUACCAUGAUGAAGAACCUACACUGA
Messenger RNA from Diaporthe citri, 1812 nucleotides. RefSeq lists its product as uncharacterized. Gene Ontology annotation, molecular function: oxidoreductase activity, acting on CH-OH group of donors; flavin adenine dinucleotide binding. Bases 1 to 1812 code for a protein of 603 amino acids. The record is from RefSeq and is a predicted model, not a curated record. The transcript has 7 exons. Lineage: Eukaryota; Fungi; Ascomycota; Sordariomycetes; Diaporthales; Diaporthaceae.